UCAUCUCUCUCUACCCACUUAUAAUUAUUUUCCUCUCUCUUUAAAACUAAACCCCUCUUCAUAUCCAUAUCCAGGUAUCUUCUUCUCAAGUUUCCUCCAUGAGCUCUCGAAACAAAAACAAAGCAGCUCUUUAUCACAAAUUAGAGAAGCUUCGCUCUGCUUCUAAUUCUUCUUCUGUAAAUCAAGCAUCUAUAGUGGUGGAUGCAUCCAGAUAUAUCCAAGAGUUAAAGGAGAGGGUGGAAACACUAAAUCAAGAUGUCGCGUCUCUACCAAAUUCCACGGUGAAAGUGGAAACCCUAGAAAAGGGAUUCCUAAUUAACGUGUUGUCUGAUAAAAACUGCCCCGGUUUGCUUGUUUCGAUUCUAGAAGCCUUUGAGGAGUUAGGUCUUGAAGUCCUUGAUGCUAGGGUUUCUUGUUCCCAUCAAUUUCGUCUUGAAGCCGUUAGUGAGAACGAAGGGCCGUCCGAUAGCAUAGAUGCUCAGGUAGUUAAACGGGCAGUGUUGCAAGCGAUUAGGAAUUCGAAUGAUGAACAGCAGGAUUAAUUAGUUAUAAGUUUAAUGUAAUUUUACUUUUUACUAUUAAUUGUGUUUCAUUUGACUAUAUGAAAAAAAGAAAGAUUCCCAUGUUAGUACUUAACAAAUGUUCUUGCUGUAAACGAGAAAUAAAAAUAUAUAUGGAAGAAAAUAGAAGUAUUGGGCCUGAACUAGAAUUGGGCUAAUUAGAUUAACUAGCUUAGGUUGAUACGGAAGCCCAACACUCAUUUAUAUUCUAAAUAGCCCAUUAAAAAAUAGGAAGGCAGUGGGCCACAGUUCUUGCUUGUAUGAAUUUUGUCUUUGGUUUGUGUUGUUUUGAAGAUGUAUUGUGCCUCAAUUCAUGUUUGUCUGCAAAUGACGACGAUGAUAUUAUAUCGACCCUUUUACUCAAUUGAUUUUUAUCAA
This is a messenger RNA of Salvia hispanica, 938 nucleotides long. Its product is annotated as transcription factor BHLH3-like. Gene Ontology annotation, molecular function: sequence-specific DNA binding; DNA-binding transcription factor activity. The record is from RefSeq and is a predicted model, not a curated record. Gene Ontology annotation, cellular component: nucleus. NCBI's taxonomy places the organism in Eukaryota, Viridiplantae, Streptophyta, Magnoliopsida, Lamiales, Lamiaceae. Gene Ontology annotation, biological process: regulation of DNA-templated transcription.